AUGAGCCAGUUGACCUCCGAGAUCCUCAAAACCCGUGAUGAUGCGGUGUCCAUGCUCGGUAUCAAGAGGCCGAGGCGACACAGAAGCGGCUCUGAGGACAGCACGCAGUCGCGGAUGUCAACGCAAUCAAAAUUUUCAAUACAAGACAGAUUGUUCUCCAAGAUUCUAGAGCAAGUGAUCCCAGCUGAAGACGAUGACGAUGGGGCGGAUUUAGACGACGAUGCCUCGGUGGCAUCGUCCCAUCGACCGCCUUUCAGUUUACCGGCAAUGUCUAACAAUUUCCGAAGAUUCAAUGCAAGAAUUGGCGUAGUAUUUCUGUUUCAAACCCAGGUUGAGCAGGUACUCAGCUGGGAAACCCCAUCUCACACAAUAUCUCUCCUGUUUGUGUACUCAUUCAUCUGCUUGGAUCCGCACCUGAUCCUCAUUCUACCGCUCGUGGUGUUUCUAUUGUUCAUCAUGGUACCAGCGUUUGUUGCUCGUCAUCCUCCGCCACCCUCUACAUCCACUUCAAGCACCAUCCCUUAUUAUUCCUACGAUGGUCCCGCAUUGGCGCCAGCAAAGACCAUCAAGCCCGCCUCGGAGACCUCGAAAGAUUUCUUCCGCAACAUGCGAGAUCUCCAGAACGUGAUGGCAGAUUUCUCGGACGCCCACGAUGCGAUCAUCGGCAUUUUUGCGCCUUUGACAAACUUCUCCAAUGAGAAGUUGUCGUCAACCAUCUUCCUCGGUGGAACGGUGGCCACGGCCGUGCUUUUUCUCAUGGCGCAUCUCUUGCCCCUCAAGUUGAUCAUGCUAGCCGUUGGGAACGCCGCUGUUCUCUCCAUCAAUCCGAGGAUCCGAAGUAUGGCUAAGGCGUUGAUUUUCGAUGUGUUAGGCGAGGGCCCAGAAGAAGACAUCGGAAACGAGGGUGCGUUGGAGGGCCCAGCUGGAUUUGUGGCAUCCAUCCCGCAGGAUCCCUCUGCUGCUAUGUCUGCGUUGGAAAAGCUGGCAGACAUAUCACUUGACACGGAACCAGAGGAGCGUGAAGUGGAGAUUUUUGAGCUCCAGCAUCGCGCUUUCGAGUCUGCCGAGCCGGGUUGGGAAACCUUCAUCUUUAGUCCCCAGCCAUAUGACCCUCUGUCGCCAGCACGGAUCGCAGGUGACCGGCCACGUGGAUGUCGAUUUUUCGAUGACGUCCAGGCUCCAUCAGGCUGGAAGUGGAAGGGCAAGAAAUGGGAGCUUGACAUGGACUGUCGAGAAUGGGUAGUCGAGCGAAUGAUCACCGGCGUAGGGUUCGAGGUUCCCGAAGCGGACCCGAACGCGAGUGCUCUGAUUGAUGAGGUUGGAGGAUGGGUAUGGGAUUUGCGCAAAGAGCAGUCGACGGGACGCGAUGAGCCAGAUCGUGGCGUCACUCCCUCAGAGUACGGCGAUCUAGAUCUAUCGAGCACUGUCUCGAGGGCUACGAAUGCAGUAUCUUCCAAAGGCAAGCACCGAGCAAGGCCUACCAAAGAUUGGGAAGAGGCUUCGUCGGCCCUCUACGGUGUGGGAGACUGGCGACGUCGGCGGUGGGUGCGCAUUGUGCAGCGUGUGAACCUUCGUCCGGUCUCGGGCACAGGCACCGUUACAUAUUCCACACUACGUCAGGGUUAG
This is a messenger RNA of Penicillium diatomitis, 1626 nucleotides long. RefSeq names its product PEX28-32 family peroxisomal membrane protein. The transcript is spliced from 3 exons. Lineage: Eukaryota; Fungi; Ascomycota; Eurotiomycetes; Eurotiales; Aspergillaceae. The record is from RefSeq and is a predicted model, not a curated record. Gene Ontology annotation, biological process: peroxisome organization. Bases 1 to 1626 code for a protein of 541 amino acids. Gene Ontology annotation, cellular component: peroxisomal membrane.